AUGACCCCACCAGGCCACCUGGGCCGCCUCGCGCCAAACCAGCCUGCUUCGCUGGCCUGCCCCAUCCGCUCGCUGCUGCCGCUGACCUCGUCCGCCCCUGUUCUCCACCUCCGCUACCGGCCACGGGAGCUUUUGUGCUGCCACGCUCGGAUCUCCUCCACGCUGCCACGCUCCAUCCUCGCCGUCCAAGCCGCGCCAAACCCUAGCCCCAGGGCUAUAAAUCCCCCAUUCCCGACUGUCCCUAACCUAGCCGUUGCUUUGGGGUUUCCCCCUAUCCUUAGCUGGAACCGGGGAGGGAGAGAGAGGGAGAAAGCUCCAGGGAAGGAGAAGGAGGGGGGGAGCCAUGAGGAGAAGGCCGCCGCGAACUGGAGGGGGAGCGCCGCGCCCAGGACCCCGCCACGACGUCGCCGCCAUGCUACGUCGUCUUCCUUCCACGCCACUGGAAAUGUUGAAGACACGGAGAUGAGCCAGGAUCCGGAGCUGUACGAGGACCACUACAAGGAGGAAGACCAUUCAGGGACAGCUCGUGAGUUUGCAGGUUAUGAGUCCGACUUUGACAACAACUUUGAUGGAUGGUAUGAUUGAGGGCUGAGUACUACGCUCAAGGAAGCCUGUGGAGGAGAUCGUGAAGAUGGAGGCGUUGCCAGAAGCUAGAUUCUGCUGCGUAGUUUUUCUUCAUGUUGUUUAGCCCUCGGGGCUUGUAUCAGAUCGUACCCUCAUACUAUGGGAUGUAAUAAUUAAAUAUGUACUAUUUUGUGGUAUGGAUGUGAUAUUAUGCUAA
This is a messenger RNA of Setaria italica (foxtail millet), 781 nucleotides long. RefSeq names its product stress response protein NST1-like. Bases 1 to 585 code for a protein of 194 amino acids. The transcript has 4 exons. NCBI's taxonomy places the organism in Eukaryota, Viridiplantae, Streptophyta, Magnoliopsida, Poales, Poaceae. The record is from RefSeq and is a predicted model, not a curated record.